Molecule: messenger RNA, 219 nt
Organism: Protopolystoma xenopodis
Lineage: Eukaryota; Metazoa; Platyhelminthes; Monogenea; Polystomatidea; Polystomatidae
Source: the annotation of a GenBank genome assembly
AUCCAAGGAUGUGUUCUUGAUAACAUAAAUCUUGAUUUAACCGCCUUUCUGACCCUUCCUUUUGAGCCGUUGACUUACCGACCCAACCUUCACGGCAUGCCUGCUCCACAACUUGAAUCAUCACAUCAACCGCUGCGACAAUGGGCACUGGUUUAUGGCAAUCCUCUGCAAGCACUUGUAACAGGAGUUUCCGAGGGCCACUUGACAAUAGGCUUCUAG